Molecule: messenger RNA, 2851 nt
Organism: Macrobrachium nipponense
Lineage: Eukaryota; Metazoa; Arthropoda; Malacostraca; Decapoda; Palaemonidae
Product: atrial natriuretic peptide receptor 1-like
Exons: 20
Coding region: 141-2606 (821 amino acids)
Biological process (GO): cGMP biosynthetic process; protein phosphorylation; intracellular signal transduction
Cellular component (GO): plasma membrane
Molecular function (GO): peptide receptor activity; adenylate cyclase activity; protein kinase activity
Source: RefSeq, a predicted model, not a curated record
CCACUCCGUCUGCUACUUCACCCUGGCUUCCAUCUACACCACUUUCCACAACCGGCCCUACUUCGAGAAGUUUCCGAAGGAGCGCCACCGAUUUCGACGAUCUGCUCAUCAGGUUCAAAGACAAAGCUCGGAUUCUGGUGAUGUGCGGGUCGUCGGGGAACAUUCGACGGAUCAUGAUGGCAGCUUACCGACUGAACAUGGUCACCUCCGGAGACUACGCCUUCUUCAACAUAGAGAUCUUCUCGGGGACAUCGGAAAACAACAAACCGUGGUAUAACGUCAGCGAUACAGACGAGAACAAUGACAUGGCCAGGAAGGCAUACGAGGCGUUGCUCACUGUGACCACCAGAAAACCAACUGGUGACCAUUACAAGAACUUCUCUGCUCAAGUGAAGCAAAUAGCUGAGGACGAGUUCGGGUACCGGUACGAAGAGGGCAACGUGAAUCCGUACGUUGCGGGAUUCUUCGAGGGAGUCCUGGUCUACGCGGCCGCCCUCAACUCCACACUGAAAAAUGGGGGAUCUAUCAAGGAUGGAAGAGACAUCAUCAAACAUAUGUGGAACAGGACAUUUGAUGCCAACGUGGGACCCCCUUGGUUCACCGGGAACAUCUCAAUAGACGCCCGCGGGGACCGGAAGGCCGACUACGAGCUGCUCGAUAUGAAUUCACAAACAGCCAUCUUCGAGACAGUGGCAACAUACUACGGCGAGAGCGAGAGCCUAGAGUUCACGGGCAACAUAUCGUGGCCCGGAGGCCGCCCCCCAAGAGACCAGCCCAUAUGUGGUUUCGACGGGUCCCUCUGCCCAGAAGCUACAGGUCCUUGGAGUAUAGUCACUGGACUUUUAGGUCUCCUGGUUGUGGCGAUGGCAGUAGGGAGCGUCUUCAUAUACAGACAUUACAAACUGGAGGCCGACCUGGCUUCCAUGACCUGGCGGAUCGCGUGGGAGGACGUCGAACUGACGGAGGACACUCAGAGAGGGAAGUUCGGCUCCAAGUUCUCUCUGGGAAAGAUAAGCAGCAACAGUAACGCCUCCGUGGAUUCCUUAGUCGACAACAGACAAGUCUUCAUCAGAACUGGCAGGUAUAAGGGCGUGACUGUGGCAAUUAAGAGGCUCUACAAAGAGAGAAUCGAAGUCGACAGGCCAACGUUGAUACAACUCAAAAGGUUGAAAGACUUGCAGUUCGACCACCUGGUGCACUUCAUUGGCGUCUGUCUGGAACCCAAACCGUACUGCGCCCUUUUUACGGAAUACUGUCCCAAAGGAUCUCUUCAGGACAUCCUGGAGAACGACGAUGUCCAGUUGGACUCCAUGUUCAAGAUGUCCUUGAUGCACGACAUAGUUAAGGGAAUGGCAUUCCUCCAUUCCAGCGAGAUUCGAACGCAUGGGAAUCUGAAAUCUAGCAACUGCGUCGUCGAUUCCAGAUUUGUCCUGAAGAUCACCGAUUUCGGCCUCCAUAUGCUGGACGAGAGGGACAAGAACUUUAAUCCAGAUUCCUACGCGUAUUGGAGAAGAAAACUGUGGACUGCUCCGGAGAUCCUGAGGAGCGCGAACCCUCCCCCCGAAGGAUCCCAGAGGGCGGACGUCUACUCCUUCGCCAUCAUCGUCCACGAAAUCAUCUACAGGUUGGGCGUCUUCUACGUCAAGAACGAAGACCUGUCACCUCAACAGAUUGUCGAGAACGUAAAGAACGGAGGAUACCAGCCGUUCCGUCCGUCGACGGAAGACGAGGUGGCCGAGGAGGAAGUGAUGCAGAUGAUGAGGAGGUGUUGGGCCGAAGAACCGAUGGAGAGGCCAGACUUCCAUCAGCUCAAAACCAUCAUUAGGAGGCUCAAUAGAGACAACGAGAGUGGAAACAUCCUAGACAACCUGCUGUCGAGGAUGGAACAAUACGCCAACAACUUGGAAGCCCUUGUCCAGGAAAGGACAGCCGACUAUCUCGAGGAGAAGAGGAGGUGUGAGGAACUCCUCUACCAGCUCCUACCCAAGUCAGUCGCAAGCCAACUGAUCGCCGGGAAGAGCGUCGUGGCCGAGACUUACGACUGCGUCACUAUCUACUUCAGUGACAUCGUCGGCUUCACGGCUCUCUCGGCUCAGUCUACCCCACUUCAGGUUGUGGACCUCCUGAACGAUUUGUACACACGCUUCGACGCCAUCAUAGAGAACUUCGAUGUUUACAAGGUGGAGACCAUAGGCGAUGCUUACAUGGUGGUGUCGGGGCUCCCGAUGAGGAACGGCACUCAACACUGUCGCGAGAUCGCCAACAUGUCCCUGGCUCUCCUGAGGGAGGUGGAGACAUUCACUAUCAGACACCGGCCUGAGGACAAGCUCAAACUCAGGAUCGGCAUGCACACGGGGCCCUGCGUGGCUGGGGUGGUGGGUCUCAAGAUGCCCAGGUACUGCCUCUUCGGGGACACCGUCAAUACGGCGUCCAGAAUGGAGAGCAACGGGUUGCCCCUGAGAAUCCACGUCUCUCCAGCCACGCAGAAAAUGCUCUCGGAACAUUACCCAAGUUUCAGGCUCGAACUCAGAGGGGAAAUCGAAAUGAAGGGCAAAGGGCGCGUGACCACCUACUGGCUUCAGGGAAAAUUUGAAGAAGACGUUUAGAGAGAUCUGACGCCUCGUCCCAACCGAGAAGGCGCCAUUUGAACAGAUAACUGAAUUCGAGACCAGAAAGGCCAAAUAAUACAUUGCGCGGAGGAGAGCAAGAUAUAAGGCUAGAGUCUCUUUUAGUUGACCUUGACUUCAAUUUUCUGUUGAUUAUAUCCAGUUUCAUAUAUAUUUCCCUCGCCCUAUAAAAAAAAAAGGAUUGUUAGACUAUAAGAAUAUAUUUAUGGCUACUAGUAUUUUCA